Messenger RNA from Plenodomus lingam JN3, 2061 nucleotides. RefSeq lists its product as uncharacterized. The record is from RefSeq and is a predicted model, not a curated record. Lineage: Eukaryota; Fungi; Ascomycota; Dothideomycetes; Pleosporales; Leptosphaeriaceae.
AUGCCGCACCCACUCCACAAAACUCAUAUCCACCACCCUGUGCGGGAUCAAGGAUUUGUCGCAGCCGGCAGCAAAGUCACCAGAACAUUGGCAGAAAAGGCGAGCCGCGUCCUCCUAGCUCGUGCCACUUCCACAUGCAAAAACGACAGCGAUCCUGGCUGUACGAAGCCUACACAAACGCCUACCCUGGCUAUCGCGCUCGGUAUCGCUAUUCCCGUCAUCGGCCUGGCUGUGGUAUUGGUCUAUUUGCACUUCAGGAACAAGAAGAAGCUCAUUGCAGAGGAUGCGAGGGAUAAAUAUAACUCUUUGGAUUUUGGUUUGGAGCCUGGUGUUGGUGGUGUCAAGGACGGAAAGAAGGGGCCCGAGAUGAGCGUGUCUGAAAAGGAGAUGCGAGGAACCCACGAUCGCGGUCUCUCCCUCGAGACCGGAAGCCCAUACAUUCUGCCAGUCGGCCUCCACGGCUCGCGAGAGUCGUUUCACUCCAUGUCCCGUUCGCAAUUUGACCCUCACGACCCUUAUCGCCCAGUCACGUUCCUCAAGGAUGAUGCGAGCGUCCGCAGCCCCACCCGCGUUCGUGGCGAUCACGCCUCUGUUUACACGGCUUCAAGCGUAGGCACCCAGAAAGACAGAAUGGGCGAUGGACUUCUCAAGAACGCGUCAAGAAUGUCGAGGUCUCCCGUCCCCGUCCGCGGCGACUCUCUCUCUCCUGAUGGCACCCGGUCACCCGAUUCGCAGUUCCCGGAGUCAGUCCCCGCGCUCAGCCCGCUCAAUCCUCGCCUUCCCAAUAAACCGCUUCCGCUCUCUACGGAAAAUGAGGCAAGUGGGCCCAAGACGCAAUAUGCCGAGUUCAAGACCCCGGACGUUCCCAAAAUCUCCAUCCCUGAGCCAGCUGUUGCCAGCAAGGAAGUGACGAGAUCCCCAGUGGAGACUACUGAAGCCUCUUUCCCUCCCCGCGUCCAGUCCCAGCAGGCUGUUGUGCACCACAACGUCUACACGAACAGCAUACUCAGCACUUCCAGCUACGGUGAAGGCUUCCAGGUAACGCCACCAUCGCCCCGUCUGAGCCUAACACCAGAAGAACCUCUAUCACCAAAGCCUCUACAACCUCAACCCCAACGUCCAGCUGGACUUGGUGUGGAAAACUUUGGUGGCAAUGCCAACCGAUUGUCAAUGAGCCUCCGCCCCCUUCCUUCGGACAAUCCUGAAGAGGACCCUGAGCAACGUGCCAACCGCAUCCGAUCUUUUUACAAGGAAUACUUUGACGACUCGAAGCCUGAACCUGUGGGGGCCAAUACCUACACGGAUUACUACGAGGACUACGGCUCGGAAUACCAGGACGGUACUCUGUUUGAUUCGCGCAACGGCAACUUCAUCGUCGCUCAACCCAACGCGCCCUUUGCUGAGCCCAUCACACGUCGUGCCAUGACACCCCCUCCUCGUGCCCCUCCUCGCUUCCGCAGUGGCACUACAACUGGACCUAGCCCCCACAUGUCCAAUGGCUCAAUAGCUUCGUCGCAAUUCCCGCCGCGUGGCAUGUCUUCCAUGAGUGGACGACUACCCGCACCGGCCAGGAAGCCUUUGCCUCCCCCUUCUGCGCUUUCAUCGUUACCUACGCCCGCCAAGCUGACUGAAAACUCCAUGGUAUUCGACCCCAUCGACUUUGCACCCCCAGUCUCGUUCCGUGAGAGGCAAAAUGGCAUGCGGCCGGAUAGCCCAUUGGGUACCCCAAGGCCGUAUAGCCCUGCAGUACGACCUCACACUCCUCUUGUUGGCUCGUACGAUGAGCUGCCUGUGUUGCCCAGCCCGCAUCUGAUGCGCAAAUCGGGUACGUUCACUGCGCUGGACUUUGCACCGCCAGGUCGAAUCCGUGAUCCUGCCGGCAGUGGGGCGUCGGAUGCUGGCUCUAUUCGCUCGAACCGCUCUGGCAUCUCUGCAGUUGGCAGAUUUGCUGUGCGUAGCGGAGCCAACCGGGUCAGCCGAAUACCCAGAGAGGUUGUGGGAACCAGAGACGAUUUCAUGGUCCAGCUCCGACCGCAGAUGAACCUUGUAUCGAAAGCAUAG